GUAUUGGUUUGAGAGAGGAGAAGGAUAUACAACAUAUUGGUGCCGUGACCCUUGGCCAGAAGAACUUUACAGAGUCUGCCUGGAGUGUGGUGAGUAUAAUUGUUAUUAUAUUCUAUUGCUGUGAUUUGUUCGUUUGAUAUGGCAUGCAACAUGGAGGGUGCAAAAGUUACUUAUUCUGAAAAUGUUAAGAAAUGGCUUCUGAAUUAUAUUAAGAGACAUGGUGGUCCUUAUGAAAUCCCACAGGACUGUAAACAGUCAUGGGAGAUGUUGCAGAAGUUUUUGGGAGAGACAUUAUUUGAAAAAAAGGUGUCAGAGAGUAAAAGAAAAGGUUGCAUUGUGCAAGGACUACUCUCUUGUUGUUUAAGAUUGGAAGAAAUUGUGAAAGCAAAUGAGGAUAAGUUGGCAGAGCUGAAUGCUUCAAUUAAAGUAAAAUCUGAAAAGCAUGAUGAGAUGUAUAAUGAAUUAAAUAAUAAGAUUGUUGAUCUUAGAGUAUAUGCAGUAGCAACUGGAGAAGCUUUAAUUGAAAAGGCCAAAGUGUGUGAGGAGCUUAAAGAGGAGAAUGAAAGGGUGAAUGAGAAAAUGUUGGAUUUGCAGAGAGAAUUGGAUGAAUGCAGACAUGCUACCAAUAUGGCUUUUAAUAAAAUGGCAGAAAGUAUGGCACCUUCUAGUAUGUCUCCUGCACCUGAAAUUCCUGGGUCCGUUAACUCAGGGAUUAGAGAUAUAGGAUAUAAAUCUAUUUACCCAUGGGAUGAUCUGAAACAAAAGCCAGUGAGUAUCCCUGCUGCCCCAACUACAGCAACUACAGUGUUAAAUCCUGAUAAUACUGGUGGGAUACAGCUUGUUACUAAACAUUUAAAGCCACAAGAAAUGGAUGCCAUUGUUAAAGAAAUAGGUCUGGUCCCCCAGCAUGACAUUAACCGUUUUUUGCAAUGGUUUUGUGGGUUUCAAAGAGUAAAAGAGAUGUAUAGCUUGACAAGAGAGGAUAUUGAAAGAGUUCUGCAGAGAGUUGCUGGAAAUGGAUUGUGGGUUAGGAUUGUACAGACAUGUGGUCAGCAGUGUAGAACUAGGGAUAUGUUGAAAGAGAUUUUAAGAGCAUUGUAUGGAAUUACAUCUGGUAUGUCGUUGUCUGGCAAAAUUAAACAACUGAAACAAGAAUCUCCUUAUGAAUUGUCGGCUAGAAUAUCUACAGUUAUGGAACAAUUGGUUGUCAGUAAUCCUGGUUUUGAACAGGGAGGGCUGAUGCAUAGAUCAAUGUUUUUAGAUGCAUUAGAGCAAGAGGUUAGAGAGGAGAUUUUAUCAGUAACCCCAGAUCCAUCAGAAAUGUGUGACAUAUUAUUAAGAGCUGAUAAUUUGUGGAGAAGAAAGAUUAAAAAUGAGAGUUUUGCUGUUGAUGCUGCAAGAAUUUUUAGGGUAGAGGGGCAAGAGAGAAGAGACAGGUCUGGCAUGUAUUCUCAGAGGGGGAAUAGAUUUCAGAAUAUGGGAGGUUAUAGAACUGAUAACGACUCAGAUAGAGGAAGGAGGGUAAAGAGUGAUAAACCGUUAAAACCAUGGGUACCUUUUCAUGAAAUUAAAAAUGAAAGAGAUCGCUUACAGGAAGAACUAGACAAUGUGAAAUAUGAAUUGGAUAAGAUCAAGAAUGCAGAAACAAGGGUAGCUACUGUGGAAGACAACAAGGUAGUUCACCCUAAAGAAAAAGGUGAUUGUUAG
Molecule: messenger RNA, 1707 nt
Organism: Spea bombifrons (plains spadefoot toad)
Lineage: Eukaryota; Metazoa; Chordata; Amphibia; Anura; Pelobatidae
Exons: 1
Coding region: 139-1707 (522 amino acids)
Source: RefSeq, a predicted model, not a curated record